GCCCUCUGUGUCACGAGGCAGUCUCGCUGCUGGUAAAAGUUGGAUUGCAAAGAGAGGCACGCGGGGGGAGGAGUGUUUUGCUGUCAGUUGUAUUUCUCGAGGCAGCGUCUCGUACCAGCGAGCAAGCGGGUGAGUGUCAGUGAGAGCGAGCUGCACUGAGGGCAAACUUCGGCCGCGCGGGGGACACGCACUAUCAGGGCUGGAGAGCCAACGUUGUCCUGUCUUUGUAGGUUUUAUUUUUAUUCUGGAGGAGAAGAAAUAAGAACAAAAAAAAUCUUCCCUAAACUGGAACUGAAUGCAGUUUUGUGUUAUGCGGAGGGUGGAAUCCGAACUACUAAACCGAUGACUACUGUAAACUGUAGCAACAAUGACGAGUUAGACUUCAGAGUGAUAUUUGAGGAAGAGUGUCAGCAGCAGCCUGCAGUAGGCCCGGCAGAACCAGAUGAAUGUGCAUUGUAUUAUCCCUUCAAUGUUGCUCAUCAGCAGUCCAUCAACAUUGCGCAGCAUGGCUUGCAUUCAAACUUAUCUGCACUGCCGCCCUCUCGGCUACAAGUUCAUAAGACUUUUGAAGAAAUGUGCGAUAUCUCUGGAUCCAGGUAUAGCCCGUUGGGUGGGGCUAAAGCCUUUGAAUGUCCAAGUAUUCAGAUCACGUCAAUCUCCCCCAACUGUCAUCAAGGAAUGGAAGUCACUGAGGAGGAACUGCAGGCCAAUGCUCAAUCAGAUGAUUGGGAACGACCUUCGCGAGACCAGCUUUAUCUUCCACUUGAUCCGUCAUACAGAGACUCGUCUUUAAGUCCCAGUCCCGCUAGCAGCAUUUCCUCCAGAAGCUGGAUUUCAGAUGCUUCUUCCUGUGAAUCUUUUUCACACAUAUAUGAUGAUGUCGAUUCUGAGCUGAAUGAAGCUGCUGCUCGUUUUAAUCUAGGGUCUCCUUUAACUUCUCCUGGUGGCUCACCAAGAGGCUGUCCUGGUGAAGAGUCUUGGCAGUCACCUUGUGGAUUUCUGCGGUCUGUGUCUUCCCGGCAGUCACCCUGCCACUCUCCUAGAACUAGCAUUACUGAUGAGAAUUGGCUUAGUCCUCGGUCAUCUUCAAGGCCUUCGUCUCGUCCUACAUCCCCAUGCAAACGACGACACUCCAGUGCAGAAAUUUGUUAUGCUGGAUCUGUAUCUCCUCAUCAUUCACCAACUCCUUCCCCAGGACACUCACCUAGAGGAAGUGUAACAGAAGACUCUUGGCUCAGUAACGCUGCUCUUGUUACAGGUCAGAAUCUUAGCCCUGGACAGCCAUUUCAUUGCUGUGCAACCGACACCAGCAUCCCAUUAAAAUCAAGAAAAACUUCUCAGGAUCAAACUGCUACGUUAUCAGGGAAAAUCGAUCUUUGUGCUGAAGAUCAAGGAAAUCUGUCUCCUUCUGUGGACCCUCAAGGAGAUGAUACCUCUCAACAUCCUUUAAAGAAAGAUUCACCUUUUCUUUCGGUUCCUUCUCCCUUUACAUGGAGCAAACCAAAACCUGGGCAUACUCCAAUAUUUCGCACAUCUUCACUGCCCCCACUAGACUGGCCUUUACCAAGCCAGUAUGGACAGUAUGACCUUAAAAUAGAAGUGCAGCCAAAGACCCAUCACAGGGCGCACUAUGAAACCGAAGGGAGCCGUGGAGCCGUGAAAGCCUCUUCUGGUGGGCACCCGGUGGUUAAGCUUCUUGGUUAUAAUGAGAAACCACUAAAUGUGCAGUUGUUUAUCGGCACAGCGGAUGAUCGAUACUUACGACCGCAUGCCUUUUACCAGGUGCACAGAAUCACUGGAAAGACUGUUGCUACUGCCAGCCAGGAAGUUAUCAUUUCAAAUACAAAGGUUCUGGAAAUUCCUCUUCUACCUGAAAACAGCAUGUCAGCCAGCAUUGACUGUGCAGGGAUCUUAAAACUCCGUAACUCUGAUAUAGAACUUCGCAAAGGAGAAACAGAUAUUGGCAGGAAGAAUACCAGGGUUCGACUUGUUUUCCGAGUGCACAUCCCCCAAGCUAACGGAAAAGUCUUGUCACUUCAGUCAGCUUCCAUACCUAUUGAAUGUUCCCAACGUUCUGCUCAGGAGCUUCCUCAGAUUGAGAAGUACAGCAUCAGUUCUUGUUCAGUUAAUGGCGGGGAGGACAUUAUCAUCAAUGGAGCCAACUUUCUUCCAGAGUCUAAGAUUAUAUUUGUUGAGAAAGGGCCAGAUGGAAGACCUCAGUGGGAAGUAGAAGCAAAAACAAAGGAAAAAAGUCAAGGGUCUAGUAUUGUCGUUGAAGUUCCACCUUACCAUACUAAAACAGGUACAGCGGCAGUCCAGGUGCAGUUCUAUGUUUGCAAUGGCAAAAGGAAGAGGAGUCAGUGUCAGCGUUUUACGUACAUGCCAGUUUUGAUGAAACAGGAGCACAGGGAUGAACAAAGUGUACCGAUGGCCCUGCCUCAUACUGCCACGGCACAAGGUAUACAUUCAGUAGGGACUCAAAUGCCUUCUCCAGGCACAGGGCAACAACACACCAGUUUGUUGUCAUCAUCACCAAGGAGCCUUGUGUGUCCGAUGCAGCAACCGUAUGCGCCCAUGGUAACCUCAGCAGUACAGCAUGUGCCCCAUAUGCAAGGUAGGAGCAUUAGUCCAGGUGCAGAAUGUCAAAUUUUAUCCCCUGCUGUGAUUCACCAGCCUUUCCAGGCAACACCAGCUCAUUCUAUGAGGCCUUCCUAUCAGUCUAUGCAAUCUACUCUUAUGUACGAUGGACAGCCUGCUCUUCCUAUGAACUCUGUUUCCACCCAGGAAUAUGAUCAGAUUCCAUUUCAUUCAGGUGCAGCUGUGCCCCUUUCACUUAGUCUUGGAUGCCACCAUCUGCCACAGAUGCCAUACCAUUCUGCAAGCCCAGGUACUUCAGCGACUGUGUCUCCAACAGCUUCACAUCAUUUAUCACACACGUCUCACACUGGGCAGACCUCUCCUCAUUUACAACCAAUGGGGUACCAUUGUACUAACCCGGGGCAGGCAGCUGCCUCUCCACCAACAGUAGAUCAGUCAAUGGCACAGUCUUCAACUCAGCUACAGUCCAUCUUGUAUCCUUCUUCAAAUCCAGGGCCUGGUUCAUCCUCUCCAUCAUCUACAGCACCCCAUCCGUUGCUUCAUUCUCCACAUUCUGGGCCGUCUUCUCCUCAGAUGCAACCAGUACCGUACCAGUCUCCAAUUUCAGGGCCUGCUUCCUCACCUUCUCCAACAGCAUCAGCCAGCACGGUGAUGGUUCAUUCAGGCCAGCACUCACCUCAAGCACAAAGUCCAGGACUUGGGGGUCUAACUUCACCAUCUUCUUUAGCGCACCAAAAUAUAUGCGACUCACCGGCAUUCUCAGCAGAUGAACCUGUUAUAAAUAUUAAAGAAGAACCUGAAGAUGGUGAGCUGAAUUUUCAGUCCAUUGGCCUUCAAGACAUCACACUAGAUGAUGUGAAUGAGAUCAUAGGAAGAGACAUGUCUGAAAGCCCUGUGUCCCUCGGAGCAGUGACCCUUCCUAGUCCAUCCCAUCAGAGGUGCACUGGAUCCCACGAGGCCAGCCUGCCUGAUUAAAUGCAAAACACUGGCUUCUAGCAACAUUAGACAUUUAUUGAUCGCAGUUCCCCACCUGAAGACUUCAUCCCCUCACCUCUCGAACGUUGUGCUUCCAACUUUGUGGCCUUUGUGAACUGGAACAGUGGAUUUUUGCAUAGACCUCAGAAUGGGUUGUAUUUUUUAAUCUGUUAGGCAUUUUUUUAAUUCUUGUUUCUCCAAUACUGUGGAAGAUCAUACGUUGAGUUUGUUUUUGACAGGAAUUGUUUUUAUUCAGUUUGGCAGAAUACAUUAUCUGAAAAGUGCUUUAAAAAUCAGAUCACCAAUUUGCAAAACUACUAUUUUAACUAACUGUUUCUUUUAAAAACAUGACAGGCACUUCCUUGUGUCCUCCUUGCCUCUAGAAUGGUACAUUUGUUGUAUGUAACCAUUUUUUGACAUUACUUCGAUACUUCGAUUUGAAGCUCUUCCUGUAAAUGAAAGGUUUUUGUAGCCAGAGUCAAACAUUCAGAGGUAAGAAUGCAUCUUUGCCUGACAAAUGCUGUGGAAACUGUCAUAUUAAAAAAUACAUUAUUCCUUAGAAAUCUAGGAAGCACCACCAGAUGUAGGUCUCUGCACUUUUGUCCAUACUUAAAAUAUUGUUUGGUAGAUCACAAACAAACCAUUCCAUUAUGGAAGUGUUUUGGAGUUUCUGAAACUCAACAUUCCAAAAUGUAAGGGGUUUUACCUUUUGUAGGUAAGUUUUCUGUACUGUGAAUAGCACAGCCGCCUUAUUUAUGCAGCUUUUACAAAAAUAAAUGUCUAGCGCUUUUAAUAGAAUGAAAUGGGAUUUCUAAACUAGGGUUAGAGCUUAUAUAAAACCUUUAGUCUUCUCCAUUUUUUGGUAUUAAAAAGUGGUUAGUAGCUACAUUCUACAGAGGAUUUUCAGAUGUUUGUGGAGUGCUGUGGUCAUUUUAAAUCCAAUCCUACCUGCCCUGGCAAAAAUGCCUGCUGUUUUCUCCUCUAUAAAACAGAAAACUGCAAAGAGCUUUGCAUACAGUAGAUGUGGGUUAUAUGAUGGUUUAUGUCUUGGAGAGAAUUCAGCAUUAAAUACCGGGCCUCUGUGAAUACAUAGUUAGGAGAUGGCCUGAAAUGGUGUCUGUAAGCACACUGUUGUGCUCCAAGAUUUAUAAAAAGAAAAGUGCAGUGUGUGAUUUAUGCAACAUGUAUAUUGUCAGUACAUUUGCAGAUCUCCUGGUGGUCUGUACAAAGAAAAUAAUCAUAUCAAAUAUCAGGAAAUAUAGACUGUGUUUUUCUUUCUAAAAGGUUGCUGUUUCAUAGUAUAUUUCUUUGCUGCUUGGUGAACGGGCUACAAAAGUGCUAUGAAAUGUCAGCAGAGUAUACAUAGAGAGAUUGUGAUUUUAAAUCUGGCAAGUUAAUGUUUCAUUAUCUGUAGCAAUUCACAUAUUGCCUCAAAAGUUUUGGGGUCCUUAAUUUACUAAUUUAUUAAGAUUUUGAUGUCUGCCCUUCCCCGUAUAGAUUUCAGCUUUUUGUGUAGGUUUUGCUGAAGAUAGAUUUCCCUUGUAAAAUAAAUGGAUUAGUCAUCCUCAUAAUGAAUCAUGUAAAAAUGAAAAACUGAAUAAAUGUAAUAGCUUAUGGUUAUGAACCCAGUAAAAAAGACUGUUGUGGUUGCAAAGUUGAUAACAGCAAAAAAUCCAUUAUUAUCAGUUAAACACAGCAUGGGCAAGUAGCCUGAAAGGUGCUGACAGGACUAUUUUAUAGACUAUUUUAACAUCACUUCCGGAUAGGCUUCCAAGAAUACUGUGUAUUUUUACUUGCACUUUGCCACAUCUUUUAUUUCUGUGGUACCCACCUAUUGGUUGGGGUUCAUUGCUUCAUUCUUUCCCCGAGCCAUCACCCAUUCAAAACCAGACUGCUCACACAUGAAAUCCUUUUGCAUUCAGUAUUUCUGUUUGCUCUAAUUUAGAUUAGUGAAGUUAUACAGUGUAAUACACUGUGUGGAUACCAGUGUUUGGGGGGAUACAAGGCUCAGGUAGCUGAGCAUUUGGUCAAAGUUGCAGUUCCUAAUGUCAUGAUUUGGAGAGCCCUUUCUUGAAGCUUACAUGGCAGUAUCUGUGCCUGAAAAAACAUAAAUGUGCUGUAUUUCUUGUUAGCAUUUUGGACCUCAGUACUAGGAAUAGUUUUCCUCAUAUGGACUUAAUUUUAGGUGAAUGUUUUCAGUUGCACAUUUGUACUUGUGUUACACGUUCCCGUUUUCCUUUUGUUUUUUUGGCAAGAGGAUAGAGACACCCUAAAACUGGUUACGACUUCAAUUUUGUCUGCAGAAGAUGCCUCUUGCAUUUAAAGAUGCCCUUUCAUUUUAUCACUGUAUUCUCCUGAGUAUGAUUUACUAGAAGUUGAAAGUAAUUUCAUUGCUAACUGAGUAAGAACAGCAUUUUACUGAUAAUGUUUACUGACAGCUGAUUCCCUAACCUUUAUGCACACAGUCAACACGUACACUGAAGCAGAUCAGCUGUCGAGAUAGAAGAAAAUCCGAUACACAUGACUUUAGUUUUCAACUGAAGAAAAUAGCAUUUGUCACUAUAUUUAAAGCUGCCUGGAGCAGCAGAAAUCCUGAAGUAAAAUAAUUGCUUAGCAGCCCUUUAAAUUGUAGCCUCACAAUAAACCAGAUAUUUCCAUUUUUCUGUAUUGUGGAUUCCAUGAGUUCAGUUCAGAGUGGCAUAUUCCCUCGUAAUUAAUGCUAUGAAUAGUAAUGCUAACACAAGUCUAAUAUACCACAGGGCUGACUAAACAAAGUCAGAAUGCAUUUAAUAAAAAAUGUCCUUAUAUUAUAGUUACUAGACAAAAAUGCUGCAUUUUAAAUCUUUUUUUAAAUGGUUGUUUUGCUGCUUGAUUUAUUUAUUUUUUUUGUUUAAUUCACUCAUUUUUGCAGCAUUUGUCAAGCUAUUUUUUCACAGGAAAACAAAUGUUUUAGUUGCAAGGACAUCUCAUCCUCUCACUGUGAGAGUUGAUAUAGUGUUUUGUGAUUAUAAAGUUUUUUUUUCUGAAACAGGAGUUAGUCUGACAGUAUAUAGCAGUGUGCUCUAGCUGUACACUUCAGUGAGUCUAUGUAGGAUCUGUUUUUUUUUUCUUUUCACCUGCCUUCUUUACUGAAUUAUGCACAUUGCAUGAUGUUUUGGAGAUAUGGCUGGUGUGAUCCCUUGUGUUGUCUUUGCAACUCCUCUGCAAAAAAAAGGAUUUGUUUGUAGGGUGGGGGGAGCUCAACUGUACUAUAACGUGGUUGUCUGUACAAUCUAAGACUGCUAUGCACUAAGCCUUUUGAUGCCUUUUAAAUACCUUGAUGCCUGUAGAUUUAGAAAUUGUAUUAGUAUUUUAAGGUAAUGUUCAGAACUAGAUGAACAUAUUUCCUGUGUACCUGCCUUGUAAAAAUCAAGAUUCAGUACAAGGGUCUUAAUUGUUUUCUUUUUUUUUGCUUGUGUGAUAAUGUAGAUAUUACAAGACUGUUAGUCAUAUUUUGGUGAAAGAAAGCACACAUAACUUCUAUUUGGCUAUGCAAAUUUAAUUUCGCAACAGCACAAUGUGACUGUUGGCACCUUUGUUGGCAUCCUUUCUUAUUAUUGGUGUUUCUGUAACUAGUGUCUCCCAGUGCCCUGUACUCUGUGAUUCUAUAAACUGUAAAUUUAUACCCCAUAGAAAAGCCUUAAUACUUGGAUGUAACAGCCUGUUGUGUAAACCACAGAUGAGUAUCUAGUUGAGGGAAACGUUCAUUGAAGGAGUACAUAUGAGACAUAAUUACAAGAUAUAAGUGGGCUGUAUUUUGAAUUCAUUGAUCACAUUUGUGUAUGUCAAAAAAAAAAAAAAAGCUGGCAACCAUGCACCUUCUGACAAACUGGCAUUGUGUCAACUGAACUGCCAUUUUUUGUUAACCAAAGAAUAAAAAACAAAUUUCUCUUUUUUUUCUUCUGUUGUGAACACAUGCUUUGUAACUCUAUUUUUGAUACGCAAAAUGGAUGUCAUUCCUAACACUUGGAAAUUGUUCAGUGCAUUGACAUUUUGUAAAAAUAUAUAAAAAUGGUGAUACCGGUUAAGACAGUUGUUUAGCAGAUGUUUACAGAGCCUUGUAUUGUAAUUUCAUGUACAUUUUGUAUUUUAAAAAUUUUAUAAGUUUUAUGAUUGCAGUGCUAUUUGCAGAUGUAGUACAAAAGAAAGACUUGACAUCCUAGGCUCUUAAAUUGUAGUGUUCAAAUAAAAUGAAAGUGGAGUAUC
Protopterus annectens (West African lungfish) is the source of this 7818-nucleotide messenger RNA. RefSeq names its product nuclear factor of activated T cells 3 (gene NFATC3). The coding region runs from base 343 to 3573 and encodes 1076 amino acids. Gene Ontology annotation, molecular function: DNA-binding transcription factor activity, RNA polymerase II-specific; transcription factor binding; RNA polymerase II cis-regulatory region sequence-specific DNA binding. Gene Ontology annotation, biological process: cytokine production; calcineurin-NFAT signaling cascade; regulation of transcription by RNA polymerase II. The record is from RefSeq and is a predicted model, not a curated record. The transcript has 10 exons. NCBI's taxonomy places the organism in Eukaryota, Metazoa, Chordata, Ceratodontiformes, Protopteridae. Gene Ontology annotation, cellular component: transcription regulator complex.